AUGGAAAGGAUGAACACGUGUGUUAGAAUGAAGUCCAACAGCCAAAACAGAAAGAACUGACAAUUUUCACAACCCAGAAACUGUAACCAUGUCUGUGGCCUCAUCCCAACAGAGCUUUCUAGCAAACGCUCUUAUUCCACAGACCCACAAACCCAAAACCAAGUUCUUUACUUCACCAAACACUAUCUCAUGCAAAAGAAUCUCCUCAUCAGAUGAUGAUCAUCAGAAAGGCCUUUCCAGAAAGAAUGAGAACCAAUUUGCAAAGUUGGCAAUGGUGACAUUGGCAGCUGGUGUGUUGACUCUGGGCACUGUUGAUGAUGCUUCAGCUGCCAAGAGUGGCGGUAGAGUUGGUGGCCAGGCGUUCCGGUCUUCGGUUCCUCGGUCUUCCUCCCCUAGGAUCAAUAACAAUUCCAGGACCAAUAUAUACAUCAAUCCUCCUGUUGCUCCGCCAUUAGUAGGUGGUUAUGGGUAUGGUUAUGGAUCACCAUUCUUUGGUGGCUGGGGUUGGUCACCAUUUUCAUUUUUCACCCCAGGUCCUAGUGUUGCCAUUGGCAUUGGUGGCGGCUUCCAACUGUUAGCUAUUGCUGUGUUUCUUGGUGCCAUUGCUGCCGUAGCAAGGAGAUUCAACGCUUCAAGAGAUGAAGAAGAUGAUGAUUACUAUUAAUCGAGAACUUAUGUUGUUAGCAUACAAGGAACAGUAUAUAUUGUACUUUUGUGGCUACGAGACAUGCUGAGUAGCUAUCCUGCUGGUAAAUAUAGUAGCAUCAUGUAAUCUUGAUUUUCCAGUUAUUAAUGUAACGUAAUCAUGUUUAUACAUCAAGUCAUCUUGAAACUUUAGAUUCUCUACAACUCAACUUAAAAGUCUCCAGAAGAAGUCAGACCAAAAAGAGACUUCCAAAAUGAUCUUCCAUUAGUGUGUGCGCGUGCGUGUGAGGCGACCUCAGGGUUUAGACCUUCGUCUGGCUAUGUGUGAGGGGCUUCUCUUGGCUUUGCAGGAAUGGCUUCACUAAAAUUGGUAUGAAGGGCACUCAAAGCUCCCUUAUAGAUUGUAUUGUGGGAUUUGUGGGGAAGUGUACUAUACAUGGAAGGUUUCCACUUUUAUCAGAUAUUUGUCAUACAUUUCAUUAUCAUUCACCAGCUGCUUUGCUUUAGUCACUUUCUAUGGUUAGGAAGAAGGGUGAGUAAGAGCACACCAGUUGGAUUGAAAUUGGUCCUGCAAAUGAGAUAGGAAGAAGCGUGCAAAAUUUUAGGUGGCUGGUGUGCUGCACUUGCCUAUUUGUAUGCUCUAAAUGAAGAGCGACUACUGAAUGUUAGUUGAUAUGCAUUGUCUGAUUGCUUACCAAUGUA
Molecule: messenger RNA, 1347 nt
Organism: Fragaria vesca subsp. vesca
Lineage: Eukaryota; Viridiplantae; Streptophyta; Magnoliopsida; Rosales; Rosaceae
Exons: 3
Coding region: 89-664 (191 amino acids)
Source: RefSeq, a predicted model, not a curated record